AUGGCACCUUCACUCUUUACCCUAGGCACGGCUGCCCUGGCCUUGGCUGGUGACGCUGUCGCUAAGCAGUUCGUCCUCGAUGACACCUACGACUCCACGAACUUCUUCGACAAGUUUGACUUUUUCGAAAGCAAGUAUGGCACGGGAGACUAUAAUGACGUCGAUCUCACUUCGGGCUACAUCAACUAUCGCACCCGUGUGGACGCCCAGAAGUUAGGUCUCAUCAACAAUGCCGACGGCGAGGUCUACGUGGGCCCUGAUGCCCACAACAUCACCGAGUUCCCCGGUGUUGGUCGUUCAAGUGUGAGACUCGAGAGCAAGGCAAUUUACAACAAGUCUCUCAUGGUCGCCCGCUUUUCUCAUCUUCCUAAGCCUGUCUGCGGUGCCUGGCCUGCUUUCUGGUCCUACGGUUCUCCGUGGCCUAAGAAGGGCGAGCUUGACUUCUUCGAAGGCUGGAACAACGCGGCUGCCAACAAGCCUGCUGCCCACACUUACCUCACAUCCGAACAGGGCCAGUGUAUCAUCAGUGAGACCGGGCAGACGGCCAAGGUCAACACAGCCAACUGUGAUCAACAGGCUCCUGGCCAAUACACCAACGAGGGCUGUACUACUACAGCCACCUCUGCUGAUCCUUGGGGCUCUUCCGAUGGUGGUAUCUAUGCCGUUGAGUGGACAGACGACUACAUCAAGUUCUUUGCCUGGACCCAUUCCGCAGCUCCCAAGAACAUUGGCUCAGACUCGCCCGAUACCUCCUCCUGGGGAACUCCCUCCAUGCUCAUCGCCAAUGACAAGUGCAACAUCAACAGCCAUUUUGCCGAUCAGAGACUUGUUCUGAACAUUGACUUCUGCGGCGUUCUCGCCGGCAAUGAGUACAUCUGGAAGGACCAGUGCGCCGCGUCCACUGGCCACGCUGUCUGCUCGUCGUAUGUCGCGGCGAAUCCCAGCGCCUACAAGGACACCUACUUCAAGAUCAAGGACAUUCGUGUGUUCAAGGAGGGCAGCAAGGCCGUGACGACUUCCGCGUCCUCUUCGUCUACCUCUACCUCGACUUCCGUCUCAACCUCGACCUCGACGUCUGCCACAACGUCGUCUGCUUCGACAUCAUCCGCCUCCACAUCAUCCGCCUCGACGUCUUCCACUUCGACAUCGUCUGCGGUCACAUCGACUACCAUCUCCACAUCGGCAUCUGCCUCGGCGUCCGCCUCUGCUUCCGCCUCAUCCUCGACGAGCGCCUCCAUCUCUGCUUCUGCUAGCGGCUCGGUCACGGCAAAGGACACGUCUGUCAGCACCUCUGUCUCUGGCACUGCCUCUGUCUCUGGCACUACCUCUGCUUCUGGAACCGCGUCUGCCUCUAGCACUGCAUCCGCCUCUGACUCCAAGACCGCCUCUGGAACUCUUUCUGGAUCAGCCUCUGCAUCUGGUUCUAUCUCAGUCUCGGCUUCAGUAUCUGCUUCUGGCUCCGGCUCCAAGUCUGCCUCCGCCUCCAUCACUCCCACUGGCCCAAUUACCACAAGUGCGACCGGCACCAAGCCAGUCACCGCCAGCGCGUCCGGUUCGAUCUCCAUCAAGUCCAACAGCAUGACUGACGAGGAUGUCUGCACCGAGAGCGACGCCAUCAGCACCAAGACUGUCGUCACCAGCAAACAGACCCAGGCGGCUUCGACAACAACUCCUCCCGUCGAGCUCACGACCUCGACAGUUUACACCACCAAGGUGUCUACAAUCACCGCAUGCCCACCUACCGUCACUGACUGCCCAGCCCACCUCGGCAAGGUCACGACGCAGACUAUCGCUCUGUACACCACCGUCUGCCCCGUCUCGUCUGUCCCUGCUCCCAAGCCCACCGAGCCAGUCAAGGGCAACGACAAGCCCAACCCUGGCCCUGGUCCUGCCCCUGGCGUCUCAACCACCACCUUCACUACCGUCUACACUAUCACCAAGUGCCCGCCCUCCGUUACAAACUGCCCCGUGGGAAGCGUCACCACCAAGAUCGUCACGACGUCGGUGCCCUCCGCCGGCACCUCGGUACCCAUCGUGACAAAGGUCGUCCCCACGGCCCCAUCGGGCCCUAACUCCGCCCCCGGCCUGACCAAGACCCUCUCCUCGGUCUCCACGUCUGGUACCCCUCCCAAGCCCAGCGCCCCCGGUGGAAACAACUACGGCUCCGGCUCCGGCAACGGCAACGGCACUAUCCCCAAGCCUCCUCCUGGCUUCAACGCCACCGUCCCGGUGACCAAGCCAACCACCCUCACUGCCUCCAAGCCCGUGGGAACGGCCCCCGGUGCAUCAACAACUAGCUACUCUAGCGCCAGCUACCCGACCAAACCGGCCGUCGUCGUCAACGCGGCCGUCCAAGCGGGUGCCAGCUUUCUGCUAAUGGCCAUCGGUGCCGUCGCCGCCUUGGCUCUGUAA
Messenger RNA from Colletotrichum fioriniae, 2412 nucleotides. RefSeq lists its product as uncharacterized. The record is from RefSeq and is a predicted model, not a curated record. Gene Ontology annotation, biological process: glucan catabolic process. Gene Ontology annotation, molecular function: hydrolase activity, hydrolyzing O-glycosyl compounds. Lineage: Eukaryota; Fungi; Ascomycota; Sordariomycetes; Glomerellales; Glomerellaceae.